CUUUAGCUUUAUUGUGUUUUAUGUAGGUGGGGAUGUCUUUGUUUCUUUGUUCUGUGACAAUGUCUCACUGUAUAGACCCUGGAGCUCGUGAUGUUGACCAGGUUGGCACUGAGCUCAGAGAUUCACUUGUCGCCUCCUCCCAAGUGCUGGAUCAAAGGUGUGCGCUGCCACUGCCCAGCAUUGCUCUAGGUAUUUUGUUUUUGGGUUUUUUUGUUUGUUUGUUUUUAUUUUUAUGGUUUUUUGAGAUUCACUAUAUAGUGAAAGAUGAUCUGAAACACUGGAUCCUUCUGCCUUUGCCUCCUAAGCGCUGAGAGGACAGGUGUACACUGUCCUCCUGGGUUUAUGCAGUGCUGGUGACCCAACCCAGGGCUUCAUGCAUGCUAGGCUAGCAUUCUGCCAACUUAGCUACACACCCAACUCCAGAAUAUCACUUUAUUUAUUUGUGUUUGGUUGAUUCAUUAUUUCUUUAUUUAUUGUUUUUUUUUUUCCCCUGUCCCUCUCCCCUAUUUAUUGUUUUUUGAGACAGGGUUUCUCUGUGUAGCUUUGACUGUCCUGGACUCACUUUGUAGACCAGUCUGUCUCUGCCUCCCUGAGUGCUAGGAUUACAGGCGUGCACCUCCGUACCCGGGUCAGAAUAUCACCGUAAAAAGAUUCCAUCUAUAGCCAGGUGUGGUCAAGUAUACAUUCAGUCCCAGAGGUGGCAGAGGUGGAGGGAUCUCUGAGUUUGGCCCCUCUACGUGGUGAGUUCCAGGCCAUCCAGGCUACAUAGUGAGACCUGUCUCAAAAAAAAUAAAAUAAUUUCUUCCACAGCCCACAGUCUGUGUUCUGCUUCCAGGGUGAGUCAAGAAGGGUCCUUGCUAGGGUCAGAUUGUCUUGCACUCAUGCUGUUUCUGUCUUUGCAGUCUCUUCUAUGGUGGAUACCAGUACAAAAGGCAUUUUGGAGGCAGCCUGCAGGUCCCGGCUCUGGAAUCCGAGAGAAACUGGAGCUUCCGGUGGUACACGUGAGCUGGAAUGACGCUGGUGCUUACUGCACGUGGAGGGGGAAACGGUUGCCUACAGAAGAGGAAUGGGAGUUUGCGGCCCGAGGGGGCUUGAAGGGUCAGCUUUAUCCAUGGGGCAACCGGUUCCAGCCCAACCGCACCAACUUGUGGCAGGGAAAGUUCCCCAAAGGUGACACAGCUGAAGAUGGUUUUCAUGGACUGUCACCAGUGAAUGCUUUCCCCCCACAGAACAACUAUGGACUGUAUGAUCUCAUGGGCAAUGUGUGGGAAUGGACGGCGUCCACAUACCAAGCUGCUGGCCAGGACAUGCGUGUCCUCCGGGGAGCAUCAUGGAUUGACACAGCAGAUGGCUCAGCCAAUCACCGUGCUCGGGUCACCACCAGGAUGGGCAACACUCCGGAUUCAGCCUCAGACAACCUAGGCUUCCGUUGUGCUUCCAGUACAGGCCGACUGAAGCAGGAUCUGUGAGCACCCAGGCAGAGCUGGAGAAAAUAGCCCCCAUCCUCAGUACUGUGUCUCCCUGACCAUGUUCCAGAAGCAGCUGGAUACCACCUUCUUCAUCAGUCUUGGGGAUGGCCUCCCUUUGAGCCCCUUCCCUCUGACCAGCACCUCCUAAGGACAGAAGAACACUCAACCUUAAGAGGAGACUACAGUAGCCUGGAAGAGGAGGGCCUGGAUGGGCAAGGCUGGGAGCUGGUGCUUCUCUGAAUCCCAGUAUAAAGGACAAAGGAAUCAAACACAUUAACCACAUUAAUAUGUAGAGCAAUCCUCCAAAAGACAGUGGUUUUAAGUCUUUCCCUUUUGCUUCCUCCCUAUCUGAUUCAACUUUCACUCUUCCUGAGAAGGUCUGUAGAAGGAAAAACACUUCCUUCAUGACCUGGUGCCUGAAGCCCUUCUGAAGAAACCUAACCUCCCUGUGUCAUUUGAAGCAGGGUAUUUACCCUGUAGCAAGGCUGGUCUCAAGCCCUCAGUCCUCUUACCUCUACUUCCUGCGUGCUGGGAUUGUACACAGGGCCCAGUGUUAGAACACUAUGGUAGAGCAAGUUAUUUACGAGGUGAAGCUGUGCAUUGUGGGAGUCAGUACUCCUCUAGGAAGACAAAUGUCAGAAACUUCUCUGAGCACUAGUUUUGUAGAGGCUUCUGCGUACCUCUGCAAACAUGUCCCUGAAGAAGAACUGGAUUUCUUUAGGUCAAUAAACUCUUCAUUUAUGUA
Molecule: messenger RNA, 2214 nt
Organism: Psammomys obesus (fat sand rat)
Lineage: Eukaryota; Metazoa; Chordata; Mammalia; Rodentia; Muridae
Gene: Sumf2
Product: sulfatase modifying factor 2
Exons: 6
Coding region: 882-1469 (195 amino acids)
Cellular component (GO): endoplasmic reticulum
Source: RefSeq, a predicted model, not a curated record